UGCUGCAGACUCCCUUGGGGAGAUGCCCGGAGGACUGCCACCCCCAACGCCUUACGCCACCCUGAGCGAGGAGUUCCCGCUUCUGCGCCAGGCCCACCCCAGAGAGGGAGAGGAGGAGGAAGAGGACGAGGAGGAGAGCGAGGGCCUGGGCCCGUCCUGCCAGCACUGCGGCCUGCCCACCCCUGGCCCGGCCCCCUGCUGCCUGCCCGAGCUGGGGGAAGAGGAGGGCUCCCCCAAGGGCCCCCGCGUGGUUUUCUCCUGCCAGCUGUGCCCCUUUGCCUCCCACUACUCCAGCCACCUCAAGCGGCACAUGAAGACCCACAACGGGGAGAAGCCUUACCGCUGCCCGCACUGCCCCUACGCCUCUGCCCAGCUGGUCAACCUGACCCGCCACCUGCGCACUCACACGGGCGAGAAGCCCUACCGCUGCCCCACCUGCCCCUUCGCUUGCAGCAGCCUCGGCAACCUCAAGCGGCACCAGCGGGUCCACGGCCAGGAACGGCCCCUGCGAUGCAGCGCCUGCAACUGCCGCUGCGCCCAGGCCGACCCGCUCCAGCCGCCUGGCAUGGGGAUCCGCCCGGGGGAAGCGGAGGAGGCGCCGCCGGUGGUGGACCAGGAGGCAGAGCCUCCGCCUCCACUGUUGCCCAGCUCCCCGUUCCUGCGGCCGGAGGACUCUGCCACGGUCCUGCCCGAACUGCUUUUCCCGUUCACUUGCCAAGCGUGCGGCCUGGUGCUGGAGGCCGACGAGGGCUUGGGCGAGCCCGUGUGUGGGCGCUGCAGCCUGGCCGUGCUGGGGGCCGAGCCCGCUUCCCCCAAGGGCUUCUCCUGCCAGCUGUGCCCCUUCGUCACCACUUACCCCAACCACCUGGCCCGCCACAUGAAGACGCACAGCGGGGAAAAGCCCUUCGCCUGCGCGCUCUGCCCUUACGCCUCGGCCCACCUGGACAACCUCAAGCGCCACCAGCGGGUGCACACCGGCGAGAAGCCCUACAAGUGCCCGCUCUGCCCGUACGCCUGCGGGAACCUGGCAAACCUCAAGCGCCACGGCCGCAUCCACUCUGGGGACAAGCCCUUCCGCUGCCGCCUCUGCUCGUACUCUUGCAACCAGAGCAUGAACCUCAAGCGCCACAUGCUGCGGCACACGGGGGAAAAACCCUUCCAGUGCCGGGUCUGCCCCUACACCACCGGCCACUGGGACAACUACAAGCGCCACCAGAAAGUACAUGGCCAGGGUUUGGCCGAGGAGGGGGCAGGGGCUGGCCCAGACAGCAGCCUCCCCUGAAAUGGGAGGAGGAGGAGGAGGCCGUUUCGCCCCUUCUGCGCUGGGGGGCUGAGCCCACCACUGCGGUGCCCAAGGACUUCUGCGCAGGGACAACGGAGAAGGCCCUCGCCGCCCCCAGGAUCGGGCUCCUUCCAGCCUGUGUGACUCUGCCGCCGGGCAGGAGGACUGCAGGCAGGGGGCCCUUGGUGCUUUCCUAUCUUCUGUGUGCCUCUCUUUCCCCUUCCAUCUUUAACUGUGGUUGCUGCUUGCGUCUGUGUAAUUUAUAUGGUGUAUUCAUGCAUUAAACUGUUUUCUUAUCUUGCUUUA
This is a messenger RNA of Pogona vitticeps (central bearded dragon), 1588 nucleotides long. Lineage: Eukaryota; Metazoa; Chordata; Lepidosauria; Squamata; Agamidae. The record is from RefSeq and is a predicted model, not a curated record.